CCUGCAUGGAGAAAUCUUGAGAGGAAAAAAGGAGACAUCUACUUGUUCCGACCCAGCCGGUAUUUGGAAUGGAACUUAAUUUGUCCAAGAAUGUAAUCUCUUGCGGCGAUCAAGGUGGGAUGAAUUUGGACCGAACUGCCGAGCCCGUGAGACCACGCGACAUGGCCUCUACAUUUCACUUGCCGAGAACGGGCAGCACGCGGGAAGCGUUAGAGAACUCGAGCUGCGAGUCAUCGGACGCAGAGAUCGCAGAAAAAGAAAGAACCGUGGAGCACCGCAGCGAUGAUGGACAGGCGGACGACCCGAAGAAGAAGAAGACGAGGCGGCAGCGGACGCACUUCACGAGCCAGCAGCUGCAGGAGCUCGAGGCCACCUUCCAGCGGAAUCGCUACCCGGACAUGAGCACGCGGGAGGAGAUCGCAGUGUGGACAAACCUCACGGAGGCACGAGUGCGGGUAUGGUUCAAAAACCGCAGGGCUAAGUGGCGCAAGAGGGAGCGGAAUCAGCAGAUGGACCUGUGUAAGAACAGCUACCUGCCGCAGUUCAGCGGACUCAUGCAGCCCUAUGAAGACAUGUACCCGGCCUACACCUACAACAACUGGACGAACAAAGGCCUUGGUCCAGCGCCACUGUCCACCAAGAACUUCACCUUUUUCAACUCCAUGAGUCCGCUUACCUCCCAGUCUAUGUUCUCCGCCCCAAACUCCAUCUCAUCCAUGAGUAUGGCGUCCAGCAUGGGACACUCAGCUGUGCCAGGCAUGCCCACCGCGGGCCUCAACAAUAUCAGCAACCUUAACGGCAUCGGGAGCUCUUCCAUCAAUUCGGCGAUGACGUCGUCUACCUGUCCCUACGGCCCGCCCGCCUCGCCCUACAGUGUCUACAGGGACACGUGCAACUCCAGUCUGGCCACCCUGAGACUUAAGUCCAAACAGCACCCGACGUUUGGAUAUAGUGGACUGCAAAGUCCCGGGUCUAGCCUCAAUGCGUGUCAGUAUAACAGUUGACAAAUUAAACGCCGUUAAAAAAAUCUCGGAGACCAGCACCUGCUCGAUGGGCGGAAAGACAACUAAACUGGAUUAGUUGCAAACGUUUCUUUUCUUUCAGAUGGAUUAUGCGGGUUGUAUGUGUUUACCAAAUGAACUUGCACAGCAAUUUCAAAAUCCAUAAUUUGGAUUUCAAAGUGAAGACGUGUUACCUUGCAACAUUGUACAUAAUAUACUAAACAAAAGAACUGUUGAACGUUUGCGAUUGCUCAAGUUGAAGAUAAAACAAAAAAAAUCGUAUUUAAAAUCUUUUUGUUGGAAACAAAUGGUCGAACAGGAGAUACUUACCUUUUUCCGGAGUCGACGCGGUGGUAGAAGAAGCCUGUGUAUAUUGCUCUUGUGUUGUCUUGACCUAGAAGAGGUGCAACGGAUUCGGCGUUAAUGGCAGUUGUCCUGUAGGCGAUAUUUUUACCUGCUUGGUCUUCUGGAGUUUUUCGUUGUUGUUGAUGUUGUUGUUCAUGAUGAUAUUGUGCUUGUUGUCUUUGUUGUCGUUGCAGUUGUUUAUUUGCUUCAGUAGAUAAAUUGCAUGCUUAUCUUGAGUGCAAAGUCUUUUGUAAAUUGAUAUUAUAAUAUGUGUAAAACCAGAACCAAGCACGUUCUUUAUACUGUAACUAAAGGUGAUUGAAACAUACUCAAGUGUUUAUGGUAAAAUGUUUGAAUAAAGUACGGCAGAAGGAGUCCAGAUUUAUUUUUCCACGUUUAUGUAUCGUCAAAGUAAUAGUUGCCUUAGACCUACAAUGUUUGUACUCUAUUCAUAGAUCGGGCGUAUUUGAUCUAACUGGGCUUUUAAAAAAAUAAAUGAAAAAUGAAAAGUAGCUUUCUUCUAGACCAUUUGGAUUCUACUUGUAAUGAUCAUUAGAUAUGGAAAUACAUUUCAUGUCAUAUUUCAAUAGUACAUGCUGCAAUUAUCAUGAGAUAUGCGGAGCGUAUUCACUUUUACACACGGAAUCCCUUCACGACAUCGGCCGCGAAAUGAUGCA
Molecule: messenger RNA, 2023 nt
Organism: Clupea harengus (Atlantic herring)
Lineage: Eukaryota; Metazoa; Chordata; Actinopteri; Clupeiformes; Clupeidae
Gene: pitx1
Product: paired-like homeodomain 1
Biological process (GO): anatomical structure morphogenesis; regulation of transcription by RNA polymerase II
Cellular component (GO): nucleus
Molecular function (GO): DNA-binding transcription factor activity, RNA polymerase II-specific; RNA polymerase II cis-regulatory region sequence-specific DNA binding
Source: RefSeq, a predicted model, not a curated record